This is a messenger RNA of Aureobasidium namibiae CBS 147.97, 429 nucleotides long. RefSeq lists its product as uncharacterized. The transcript has 2 exons. The record is from RefSeq and is a predicted model, not a curated record. Bases 1 to 429 code for a protein of 142 amino acids. Lineage: Eukaryota; Fungi; Ascomycota; Dothideomycetes; Dothideales; Saccotheciaceae.
AUGGGUCUCAUUCACAAGAUUGAAGAAAAGGUUCUUCACCACGGUGACAAGAAGCAUGAACAGCAAUACAUGGGUCCUCCUCAACACCAACAACAAGGCUUCGGCCAACAGAGCUACAGCCAACCUCAAGGUGGCUACGGAGGUGGUGGCAUGGGAAUGGGUGGCGGUAUGGGUAUGAACGGAGGUCGUCAAGAGUUCGGCGGCCGUCAAGAGUUCGGUGGUAACCAUUCAAAUGGAGGAUUUGGUGGACCUUCGCAACACGGCGGACAAUUUGGUUCGGGUGGUAUGGGCAUGGGCAGUCAAGGACACCAUGGCGGUCAACACGGAGGCCACCAUGGCGGUCCUGGAGGCAUGGGAGGUAUGGGCGGAGGUCCUGGGGGUAUGGGCGGUGGACCUCAAGGUGGCCGUGGAGGUCCUGGCGGUUGGUAA